This is a messenger RNA of Malaclemys terrapin pileata, 402 nucleotides long. It is a transcript of the gene UCN, whose product is annotated as urocortin. Lineage: Eukaryota; Metazoa; Chordata; Testudines; Emydidae. The record is from RefSeq and is a predicted model, not a curated record. Gene Ontology annotation, cellular component: extracellular region. Gene Ontology annotation, molecular function: hormone activity. The coding region runs from base 1 to 402 and encodes 133 amino acids. The transcript is spliced from 2 exons.
AUGAACGUGGGGGGCUAUGCGGACAAUGUGUUAUGGGGGCUGGCUCUAGGGGACGGCUGUGGGUCCCGGACCCUGCCCGGCAUGAGGCGGGCGCUGCUGACCGCGCUGCUGGUGUCGCUGCUGCUCUCCCCGCUGCGCUGCGCCGGGCCCCGCAGCAGCGCCGAGGCCGCGCCCCGCCCGAGCCGGUCCCUGCGGGGCCCCGCGCCGCGCCCCGAGCCGGCCCCGCUGCUGCGCGCCCUGCGGCCCGUGGGCGGCCUGGCGCGGGCCAGGCGCGAGGAGCCGCCGCUCUCCAUCGACCUGACCUUCCACCUGUUGCGGCACAUGCUGGACGUGGCGCGGGCGCAGAGCCAACGCGCGCAGGCCGAGCAGAACCGGCUCAUCUUCGACUCGGUGGGCAAGUGA